Molecule: messenger RNA, 1982 nt
Organism: Dreissena polymorpha
Lineage: Eukaryota; Metazoa; Mollusca; Bivalvia; Myida; Dreissenidae
Product: GTPase IMAP family member 9-like
Exons: 2
Coding region: 403-807 (134 amino acids)
Molecular function (GO): GTP binding
Source: RefSeq, a predicted model, not a curated record
UGCUCAUUUAAAAAGAAACAUUCCUGUUUUCGUAUUAUACAAAAAAUAAAUAUCGAGUGAUAACUGACUCGCUUAUAAUUGGUAACUGUGCAUGCACUCUUUAUACAUCGAACGGUUUGUAUGUGUGAGGCAAAAUAAACAAUUUCAAGUUUGUUCCCGAUGUACCGAAUAGAAAGCCUUCUUUUUAUUUUCUAAAUAGUGAUAUCAACUUGCACUCUGAUACUGUGCCCCAUUAUACGUUGUCUAAAAACCGACAUUUUAUUAUUUAAAACAAUACUUUAUUAUUUCUCAUGUCCAUUUUGAUUGCAGUUUCCUUGAUAUCUACGCUACUCACCCGACUAUAAAUCAAUCUCAGAUACUGUUAAAUAUAGCAAUGUAUGAACAUUCAUCUAAGAAAUCAAUAUGUGUAAUACAAGAUACAAGUGCUUGCUUAUUAUUUUUGAUGCGGACUAUUGCUGUAACGCAGACAUCACCGUACUCUUGGUGGGACAGACCGGACAUGGAAAAAGCGCCACUGGAAACAGCAUUCUGGGCAAGAAGGCUUUCGUGUCUAAGUUAUCGCCUGGAUCCGUCACAGGCGCAAUCGAACGAGCGGUUGCUGUACGGAAUGGGCGUCGAAUAGAAAUUGUUGAUAGUCCUGGAUUUGCUGAUACAUCUAAAGGAAAAGAGUUUGUAAGGAAGAGUCUAACACAAGCUGUAUACCAGACGCUACCUGGCUUUAACGCAAUUAUAUUCGUCUUGUAUCCAGAUAGGUUCACUGAUGAACUGGUCAAAACGGUGAAUCUUUUCUUUGAGUUCUUCGGAUAAGGUGUUGAGAAAUUUGCAUUUAUUUUGUUCACACAUAUUAAAUCAAAAGAGAAAAUGAAUGAAUAUAUAAACAAUGCUGCAGAAAAUCCAACGGGCAACGUAUCGGUACUGUUGGAUCUAAUAGAAAAGUGCGAGAGCAGGGUUUUGUACAUCGACAACGAAAUGGAGAACGAAAAGAUUCAAGUAAUGAUUGACGAUAUUAUAAGUACAAUAGAUGCCAACACAGUUCGCAUAGGACAAGACUAUUUCACUAACCAAAUGUUUCAGGCGGCAAUGAAAUAUGCAGACCAGGUCCUUGCAAAUGUUGACAUUAGCAAGAUUAAAAGGCAGCUAAGUGGAAGUUCAAAUACAAUAGAAGAAACUAAAAACAUGAAUAUACCUGAGCCAGCUGACACUACUGAGACGGCGAUCAAAGCCAGUACAGAUGAAAACGAACAGAAAGUGCGUCGCCUGCGCCAAAAGUUUGAAUCGAAUGCAGCAGAAACGGGGAUGUUGAGUCGAGAACGUCUUAAUACUGAGACUUGGAAAAGUACAGGAAACUUGCGAAAACGAUUCAGUACAGCUUCAUUUGAGGAAGUGGGUAAAGCUAUCGAAGCAAAGGAUGAACCACAGCCGAAUAAUGACUAUCGGAUGUCAGUUGGAACAUCAUCGCGUGAUGAUGAAUCGCUUAAAAAAGAAAACAGUUCGGAAAAUGAAACCACACCUCGAUCUAGACGACGCUUUCAUCAAAGUCUGAACAUGAAACUACAAGACGGCUGGCAACGUGCAAAUCGAGACAAAGAAGUCGUAAAUUCGAGUGACUUCGAGCCAUAUGAUGCUGAACCACUUGAAGUCCCUGGCCGGAAAUACGAUCAAUUUAAGGACGACCUCCAGGCAAAUAAUAUAUCAUUCGACAGAGCAUUUAAUGCCAUUGAAAAUUGGUUCGAUCGUCGAAUUAAAAAAUUAUCAAACUUUUUUUAACAUGCGAACAUAAAGUUGUAUACUUUGUUGGGUGAUUUUUUGAUAUAGCUCCGUUAAAAUGUAUUCAAAGGAAACGAGAACAAACAAUAUACAUUUCUUAAUUGCCCCAUUAUAUAUAUGAAUUAAUAACUUUUUAAUUUGCAAAUUUUGACUACAAUAUAUACGAAGAAUAGGCAUAAUAUAAUUAUAUUAACUAAUAAACGGACUGUAUAACG